Anolis carolinensis (green anole) is the source of this 3546-nucleotide messenger RNA. RefSeq names its product guanylate cyclase 1 soluble subunit beta 1 (gene gucy1b1). Gene Ontology annotation, cellular component: guanylate cyclase complex, soluble. The transcript has 14 exons. NCBI's taxonomy places the organism in Eukaryota, Metazoa, Chordata, Lepidosauria, Squamata, Anolidae. The coding region runs from base 149 to 2008 and encodes 619 amino acids. Gene Ontology annotation, biological process: cGMP biosynthetic process; response to oxygen levels. The record is from RefSeq and is a predicted model, not a curated record. Gene Ontology annotation, molecular function: heme binding; guanylate cyclase activity.
GGCGCAGUGACACUCCGAGGCGCAGCGGAAUGCGGGGGCUGAUUGGCGUCAGGAGCUGCUGUCGCCGCUACCUUUCUCCUCGUUGUCCUUCUCCUCCUUCUGUCUCAAUAGCUUUUUGACCGCUGAGUCUCCGACCAGGAAAGGCGCGAUGUACGGCUUCGUCAACCACGCCUUGGAGCUGCUAGUGAUUCGGAACUACGGCCCUGAAGUCUGGGAGGAUAUCAAACGAGAAGCCCAGUUGGACGAAGAAGGGCAAUUUCUAGUCAGAAUUAUUUAUGAUGACUCCAAAACAUAUGAUUUGGUUGCUGCAGCAACUAAAGUUCUCAACCUUAAUGCUGGAGAAAUCCUUCAGAUGUUUGGGAAAAUGUUUUUUGUGUUUUGCCAAGAAUCUGGCUAUGACACCAUCCUGCGGGUGUUGGGUUCAAAUGUCCGAGAAUUUUUGCAGAACCUUGAUGCUCUGCAUGACCAUCUGGCUACAAUAUACCCAGGCAUGCGUGCCCCUUCCUUUAGGUGCACUGAUGCAGAAAAGGGGAAGGGGCUCAUUCUGCAUUACUAUUCAGAGAGAGAAGGUCUCCAGGACAUCGUCAUCGGAAUCAUUAAAACCGUUGCUCAGCAAAUCCAUGGCACAGAAAUAGAUAUGAAGGUUAUUCAGCAGAGAAAUGAAGAGUGUGAUCAUAUUCAAUUUUUAAUUGAAGAGAAGGAGUCUAAGGAAGAGGAUUUUUAUGAAGAUUUGGACAGAUUUGAAGAGAAUGGUACCCAAGAGUCACGCAUUAGCCCUUAUACUUUUUGCAAGGCUUUCCCUUUUCAUAUUAUAUUUGACAGAGAUCUAGUUGUCACCCAGUGUGGCAAUGCAAUAUACAGAGUCCUUCCACAGCUCCAGCCAGGAUACUGCAAUCUCUUGUCAGUAUUUUCAUUGGUUCGGCCUCAUAUUGAUAUUAGUUUCCAUGGAAUCCUUUCACACAUCAACACCGUUUUUGUGUUGAGGAGCAAGGAAGGGCUCUUGGAUGUGGAAAAGUUGGAAUGUGAAGAUGAAUUAACUGGCACAGAGAUCAGUUGCUUACGGCUGAAGGGUCAAAUGAUCUACUUACCUGAAGCAGAUAGUAUCCUCUUCCUUUGUUCUCCCAGUGUGAUGAAUUUAGAUGAUUUAACCAGAAGAGGGCUGUACUUGAGUGACAUCCCUCUUCAUGAUGCCACCCGUGAUUUGGUCCUUUUGGGGGAGCAGUUUAGAGAGGAAUACAAGCUAACACAAGAAUUGGAGAUACUAACAGAUAGGCUUCAGCACACGUUAAGGGCACUGGAAGAUGAAAAGAAGAAAACAGACACAUUGUUGUAUUCUGUGCUUCCUCCAUCUGUUGCCAAUGAGCUGAGACACAAGCGUCCCAUCCCAGCAAAGCGUUACGAUAAUGUGACCAUACUAUUCAGCGGCAUCGUUGGAUUUAAUGCCUUCUGCAGUAAACAUGCCUCUGGAGAGGGAGCCAUGAAAAUUGUCAAUCUUCUAAAUGAUCUUUACACAAGAUUUGAUAUUCUGACUGAUUCACGCCGAAAUCCCUUUGUUUACAAGGUUGAAACAGUUGGAGACAAAUAUAUGACCGUCAGUGGCUUGCCGGAGCCAUGCAUUCACCAUGCACGCUCUAUCUGCCAUUUAGCACUGGAUAUGAUGGAAAUAGCUGGACAGGUUCAAGUUGAUGGAGAAUCUGUACAGAUAACAAUAGGUAUUCAUACAGGAGAAGUAGUCACAGGUGUCAUUGGCCAAAGGAUGCCCCGUUAUUGUCUGUUUGGAAACACCGUUAAUCUAACAAGCAGAACAGAAACCACAGGAGAGAAAGGGAAGAUCAAUGUCUCCGAAUACACAUACAGAUGUUUAAUGGCUCCAGAAAAUUCAGACCCACAAUUUCACCUGGAACACAGAGGCCCUGUUUCCAUGAAGGGUAAAAAAGAACCAAUGCAAGUUUGGUUUUUGUCCAGAAAGUGCACAGAGACGGAGGAAGUAACACACGAUGCUAACUGAGCCGGGUGAAACACAAGAGGACAAAGAACAGAAUUGAACACUGUGUCCUGCCACUAAUAUAGUCUGGUAGUAAUUAGAUGUGACUGCUGUUGCUCCAUUUUGUGCCUCUUCCAUUGCUCAUGUGAUCAGUGCUGAACACUAACAUUUUCAUUAGCCUUCCCCAAGCUACUUUGCUGCUUUCUGUUCACAUUUGGCUUUUGAUAUUGUAGUAUCUCUGCUGUGGGUAUGCAUUGCCCAAGAUCCUGUGUCUCUGUUUCCCUAUCUAACCUAAUAAUGAACUUUAAGCCAUGUGUGCUGUAGCUAACCAUGAGAAAGAUGGUGCUUCACACAUAUGCUUUUCAUCUUCAUCUGACUAACCUCCAUGAGCUUUACCAUGGUGUGACUCACAGCAGUUUCUGUGAAGAAAUAAAUUCUAAUUGAUAGCAAUCAUGAUCUCAGAGAACUGAAAUUUUUAUAACCAUGAUUUGGUAUUUUGCUGUAAAGCUUAUUAUAGUCAUCCAUCUGCUUCCCUUGAGUCUGCCAUUGUGAAAUAUUGCCAUUGUCAGUUGCUCUUUUGCUAUGUAGUGAUUCUUGCCUGAUGCAACAUACACAUUUCCCACUUGGAAAAAAAGGGUAGGUUGUUUAAUGUAAAGUUAUUGAGAGAUGUGUGCCAAAUUCCACUCUAAAUCUAAUCACAUUAUUUCCUGUUUAUUUUACUUAUUUGUAGUGGAAAAGAUUAUUAAUGCAUAGUAUGUUGCUGGACAACUUUUUGUAUUGGGGUAAUACAUUUUCCCUGUUUGUGCACAUAUAUGUAUACACGUAUUGUGAUCAAAACAAAAAUUUGGGUGCCCAUCCAGGAAUGUCAGAAUAAUCAGAGAUUUUUGGACCUCUAAACAAGAGUUUUUCUGAAAUUGAGACAUCAGGGAAGAUUGACAGAUAAGAUUUCCCAGUGCCCUGUGGAAUUGGCAACAUCCAGAGUGGAAUUGACAACAUCUGCGCCCUUUUUGAUAUUUAGAAGAACUCUUUCUGUACUAAGAUAACAUGAUUGGGUAGGAGGGAGCAAAAGAGUUUACCACCAUAAAAAGAAGCUUGAUUGUCCAAAUUCAUCAUAUGAUCAUACAUGUAGAUAGACCUCUGUAAAUGUAACUGCCAUGUAAGCAACACUUGCAUUUUUAUGAACUCCUCAUAUUCUAUCCUGAGUUCUAGAUGUGCCCGAACUCACAAGUUUGGUUUAGAUAUAUUGUAGGAAUAAUACAUUUGUUAUGAAUUUCUUUUUUAAAGCGUGUCUUUAUAAAAUGCAAAUCUGUACAUAAAUGUAUAUAUACAUAAAUAUAAUUGUUAUGUAUAAAAUAUGUUGGUUAUUAGUUUAUAUGUAUACAUAGAUAUAUAUCAUCAAUACAUAAUAUAUGUAUAGAUGUUUUAUGUUAGUGUGAAAAGGGAAAGGUUUAAAUUAUGGAUUCUUCCCCCUUUACUGAUCUUUGGAAGGAUUAUUCUCCCAGUGAAAAAAUGUAUGUUAAUUUUGAAAAUGAUACAAUAAAUACAUGUUAUCCUUGCCCUAA